AUCACGCGGUGAAUAUGGCGGAUGCUGUUGGCGCUUUUGGCCUCAAACGAAAACCACCUGCUGUAAACUUCUGGCGAGUUCCGUACAGCGCCAGUGAUAAACAUUUCCUCUCCAAUACAAUACUACAAUUCUAGGCCGAAGGAACCUAACCAGCUUGCCCUUUCCUCGACUCCGGUCGUUCUGAAUACGCCAUUGUUGACGUUUGGUCACGUGAUAAGGGAUAGAUAGAGAGUCGUCUGCUCGUGGUCUUCUUAUCAAAUAUGUUCCCGAUAUCGCUCGAGGUGCUGCAGCCGACCAGACUCCGGUUACUCUUGGAGGUAGACACUUCGUGAUUCGGAUUCGUGGAAAGAUGAGGGAUACAUGAACGCUGCGACUUGACGGCCCGCGGAUACCAUGUUGUGUCGUUUGCUUGUGAUUUUAGCGGUAUGGACUGGCUUUACUUACACAAUAGGUGCCGAUUCGUCUAAAGGAGAAGCCUGUGAAUGGUUGGUAUGCAACAUCCGCCCACAAGACGAAUCCUUCGCUUGUGACAAUAACUCCUUGAUAUUCGUGGAAAGCGUCACAAACUUCAGGGGCACCCCGAACGAAGCGGCAUAUCAGAAUAUCCGACAGAUGUGCAUGGGGGUGAGGUCAUGUGACCCGUCUAGGCUGUGCAGGAGACGGACCGACCCCCUCCGUGUCCGAUACGUGUGUGUUUCUGCUUCGUCAAUGAGCAACGAAUGUGGUUGGCAUGUAGAAACAAUAUGGCGGCGCGAGGGACACAUCCAGACGCCAUAUUACCCAGCGGCCUUCCGGUCUCAGAGUUGUCUGUGGAGGAUCACCGCUCCGGAAGAUAGGUUUGUCCAUCUGUCCAUCCAUGACGUGUCUUCGGAACAUUCAUCCGGGACCUGCUACAGCAGCUUAAACAUCACCUACCAGGCGUGUGAAACUGGGGAUGUCGUAUCUGUGCUUUCCUGCGAGAGUACUGCAAAAAACGAGCUUAUAGCCUGCGGUAGCGUCAGCGUGGAGUUAAUAGCGACUCGGCCUGGGAGUAAUGUGCGAUUCUGGUUGUCUUACACAGUGACGUCUUCACCGGAAGCUGCAGUUCGGCCCCCGUUACUUCAGUUUGCUGGGCCGUGUACGCAAGGCCGGAGAACCUCAAGCCGUGCGUUAUCAUCGGAGGUUUUACCACUACCGUUUCUACGGCCGCUGUAUCCAACAGCUACUGCAGCAAUGGCAUCGUCAACAACGACUCCGGACUGGUACACCUCGGCUCUGAAUACCGCCAUUGCGAGCACGGAAGCGCCAUCUAGCGAGCGAGAGAAGAUCAGCAUCACAGUUGUGAUUAUCGUGGUAUCGACAAUCGGAGCUGUCCUGCUUGUCGCCAUCAUCCUCACAGUAAUUUUCCUGAAGCGACCUAGAAUCGAGCGCGUGGAGCAUGUCUAUGCAGUUCCGACCCCGUGCGACACAAGCCCAGGAAGCCCCCCUAAUUCAGCAUCCCCUUUAAAACACGAGAGGCCUAUAUUAAGGGACUGUUAUUGCGAGGUAGCCGACUCCAUAGCAUCCCGAGUUCAAGCCACUCCGGCGUCGCCCGGUUACGCAGAGGUCGAGGACGUUUGCAAGGGAGAUAACUGUCGUUGGGAUCCUCAGAAAUUUACAUUCGGACCAUCAAUUCGACCUUUGCCUCCGAGUCAGCUGCCGUUUUCUUCGCCGAACAUUUCAACUUUCUCCCGAACUCAUCCAAACGGAAAAACCUUCGGGGGUCUGCCUACGCAUACACGGACAUUUUCUGAUCCAGCGCCACCUGGAUUGAUGUCCAAACCAUCCGGGCCUUUCAUAACUCGCUCAACGAUAGGGAGAUCGUUUCGUGACCCCAAAAUCUCAGAUUACGAGAAUAUUAUAAUUGACAGUGAACAAAAGAGUCCGCGUUUUGCGGACCAGAAUUAUUUGCUUUAUUCCCGUCUCAGUCGAGCCACGCCUUCAGCCAAGAAAGCUCCCCAAGGAGUUGAGUGUGUUGAUGUUAAAGUCCCCAAUUCGUCUUCGGAGGGACUCUAUGCUACGAGCAGUGUCGUGAAUAAUUCUAAUGGCCCUGUCAAACAACAAGGACCCAUUCUUUCUGAUACCCGUUCUAGAACCGGAAACGGUUCAGAACCCACCCCACCAAUAUACAUUAAUGUACCCGGAAACUCACCCGGAGGUCGUUUACAUCCUCCCGGAAUCAAAACCGCCGAUAACCAAAGACAGAAAUCAAAGGGAGGUAAUCAUGUAACGGAGAACCCACGUGACAAAUAACUCAAAGUUCAAAUGGCCUUUUUCCGCAGUGAUGUGUGAUUUCUGUAAAAUAAUUCUGUAUAUAUUUUAUUUAGAAAGGAAUAUUUGUGAACGGAAUUCAACCAGAAGAUACCACUGAAGUGCUUUUCUUGUAUAUGUGAUACAGCCUUAGAAAUUAUCGAAUAUCAUCAAGUUCAAAAUAGCACAGGCGGAUACUGUGUGAACUGUGAACACAGAUUCCAUUGUACGAACAUCAACACGAUGUGUGCAUGUAAAGGGAGACAACUCAUGUUGGUACUGUGCAUUCGUGACCAACUCGUGUAAUUCAGAUUGAUAUCGCAACGGAGCACCCGAUCAGUUGCAUGAGCUUGUGGACAACCCAGGUUGCCUUGGAAGAUGCGAGGGUCGGGGAAUAAGCUCUGUGCUAAUGGAUAUACGUGUAUCCCAUCCUAAAUCAUUACUUGUCAUGACAAUGUUAUAUUUAUUCAGCAUUUAGGCUGCGAGCCGAUCAGAACAAAGAAAAGAGGGGCGGGUUUUGGAAUUUGGUAAUGGGCGACAAUGUCUAAAAGUAGAACCACUAUUUAAUUGAUAAUUCUAACAUUUAAUCGAGACUUUUCUCAAUUGGUUUACAGAUUCGGCCGAUCAUACAAAAGUGGAAAAAAUAAAAUUAUUAAAACAAUGGUAUUUUUUUUUAUCAUUUUCGUUUUUGCUCACCUGACAGAGCGUCAA
Haliotis rufescens (red abalone) is the source of this 2979-nucleotide messenger RNA. RefSeq lists its product as uncharacterized. The record is from RefSeq and is a predicted model, not a curated record. Lineage: Eukaryota; Metazoa; Mollusca; Gastropoda; Lepetellida; Haliotidae. The transcript is spliced from 7 exons. Bases 394 to 2271 code for a protein of 625 amino acids.